UUUGUAACGAUUGGGUCUUGUUUUUUGUGCGGAUGAGGCGGGCUUGUUAGCGCCAUGUUGAGUCUUUUGAGUGACAGUUAGUGCAAAAGUAUGGAGGGGACCGACGAGGAGCAACGUAAGAAGAAGCUGCAGGCCGGCCGGGAGAAGCUUGCUCACUUCAGACAGCGCAAAACAAAAGGGGAAAGCUCAAAGGCGCAGAAAAAGGCGCAGAAGAGGAAGACUAAGGCUGUGCACCCGAAUGACGUUUCGAAGGAGGAGGACGCGUUAGUCAAAGUAGAGUAUGCAGAGAGGGACAAUGUGUCUGAAGACGUCACAUCGGAGAGCAUGAACAGUUUAUUGCAUGCGCCUGAAUAUCAGGACAAGAUGACAGACUUGGAAUCUAGACUUGAACUGACAGAUGACAUUGCAGAGGGGGUCUUGGAGCUACAAACUCAAUUGGAAGAUGAUCUGUCAACAGAUCUCCUACAUGAGGUGAUGCAGACGGCUAUUCGUGAUCGGGAUGAUAUCAUAACUCAGUUAUCCAGUAACUUGCAAACAGCUCUACUGAGUCGUGCGGAAGUAGAAAAGGAGACUGUAGGCUUUUCCAGUCAGAUCCACGCGAUUCAAAGUCAGCUUCAAAAUGCAAAUAAGUUUUUAAAAGUCAAAAGUCCAGGAAAAAGGGAGUUGUAUGAAGCUCAACAACAGUUUUCUGUGCUUCAGAACAGUCUCUUGAACCAGACAGAGCGCAUGUGUCAGUUAGACCAAAAAGCACAAGAACUGGAAAAGGAUUUGGAAACUGCUCAGAAGGAAACUAAAGAAAAUGAGAAUAAAGUGGCACAACUUGAAAAUUUGAUGCAGGAGCAACAGUCGAGACUCGAAUUCUUACAAGAAGAGCUGGAAAAGUCUGAAAAUUCAGUGUGCAACCUGCAGCAAGAACUUUCUGAUAGAAAUCAGGAAAUCACGCAGCUUCAACAUAAGGUUACAGUGCCCAUUCAAUCAGUAUGGUCCUACAGCAGUCUUGAUGGGGACAUUGGAGGUGGUGGAGAAUCCACACAUAAUGCCAGUAACAUGGACACGGAGUCACUAACUGCACUAGUUAUAGAUUUAAAAGAAAGACUUGCAGAAUCAGAAACCCUUCGGGAGAGUUUACGCAUGAAGAUGGAAGAACAAAUGCAGGCAUUCGAAAUGGAAAGAUCUUCCUGGGAGCAAAAGCACAAUGACAUGGUGGCAAAUCUUACUCUUAAAUUGCAAGAAGCAGAAGAGAUUGCAGCCCAGGACAAACACGAGAAAGACCAUUUGAACCAAGAGCUCCGUGAUCUUAAAAAUAAUCUGAAAGUGGAAGCUGAAAACAGCAAAGCCUUGAAACUGCAGCAUGAGAGAGACUUGCAUAUGUAUGACGUUAAGCUACAGAGCUUGGAAGAAGAUAAAACUAAACUGAACCAACAGCUGGCUGGUACCUGGAAACAUCAGGACACAGAAGAGGUUGUUGAUAUUAAAAUAACUGAUAAAGAUAUGAGAGUGGAUCAUUUUAGACAUGAGUUAGAAGAUCUUAAGAAAAACCUGAGCAGAGUUAAAGCCAGAAAGGAACUUGAGAAUUCUAAAGCAGUCCAACUUCACAAAGCAGAAGAUGAAGUUUCUACACCAGCUUUUACGUCACUGGACAAAUACCUGAUCCCAAGCCUCUCGCAUGAGAAUUUGGAUUUUAACAAUAGCGAAGAUGAAUGCAGAGACCACAGUAAAUUUGAGCUUGAUAGUGACUUUAUACUGGAACAAAGUUUGAACUCUACCUUUGAAGGAAAUAUCAAUUUUCUUUCUUCUCCAAUGCCGAUUACUGGUGUUCUAGCAGGUGGUGCUGCCUUAGGAACUCUUUUAGACCCAGAGUCCUUUGCUAUUUAUCUUUCCGGUAAUACGAAGCCUAGUGAUAAUGCUGAACUUAGCCCCGUGCCAGCAGACAACUUGGUUCAAAAAUGCUCAGCUUUAAAGGAGAGGCUUCAGGUCAAAGAAGAACAGUUACAGGCGAGCUCUGAGGCUCUAGCUGAAGCUUUACAGAAGUGGAGAGACGUGACAGCCGAGCUUGAAGCUGCAAAACUAGAACUGGGACAGGCAAAUAAGAAUGAACACUGGGAAGAGCAACAGAGAAUGUUAGAGGAAAUAAAGUCCGAGAGGGAUGAUCUAAGAAAGCACAUAACUGAUCAAGAACAACUUAUGAGAGAGGUCGAGGAGCAGAAAUCUGUGAAUGAGGAACAUUUAGCCCAUCUUGUAGAGGAGAAGACCACUCUAGAAAAAAGGCUGGCUGUAGUGGAGAAAGAGCUGGAAAAGACCCUUGAACUGUAUAAAAAUCAAGAGAUUAGCCAUCUUAAUCUUGGGCAGAAUUUGCAGAACUCUGAAGUGGCUCGAGAGUCUGAACGUCAGGAUUUUGACAAUAAACUAAACGCCAAAGGUGUAGAGCAGCAGCUACUACAAGAAUCAAUUUGGGCUAAGGAAACUGAAUUCCUUCAGAGGGAGGAGAGCCUGCGGGAGGAAGUUUGCUUACUAAGGCAGGUAAAGGAAGAUCUAGAGAACAAGUUGCGAGAGGAGGUUAAUCGUCUGAAUGCAGAGUUUGAAAAGCAGAUGGAGGUUUCUGGAGAGAGCUGGAGGGAGCAGAUUGCAUUAAUAAAUCGGGAGCAUGAAAGCAAAAUUGUCCUUCUCAAAGAUGGUCACGAGAAAGAACUACAGAAGACGUGUUCAGAACGGAGCGUGGAGAAACAGCGACUGGAGGAAAUUAAAGUACAGCUAGAGAAAGCCCAUCAUAUAGAGACUGAGCAGAUCCAGUCAGCACAUCAUAUGGAAAUGGAAGCCUUGCGUCUUAGUCUGAACAACAUGCACACUGCACACCUUGAACUAAGUCAGUCGAACCUACUCAAAGAGAAGGAGGAUGCCUUGGUACAGCUACGUGAACAGCUGAAUGGAAAGUGGGCACAAGAUCUAGCAAUUCUCCAGGGCAAGAAUCAGUUUGACAUGGAGCAUUUGCGUGUUGAGCAUAGUCGGGCUCUAGAGAGUUUACGAGACGAGCUUUCAAAGGGAAUGUCGCGGCAGGAACACAUGAAGGAAAUUGAGCUUCUGAAGGAAAAACGUGUCGCGGAAACCUUAGAAUUGGAAGGAAGGCACAGGAGAGAAAUUGAGAUGAUGCAGAAGAUGUAUGAAGAUGGAAAAUUGGAAUUCAAGCAGAAAGAAGAGAUGCUACGAGAGGAGCUGGCCCAGAAGUUUGAGAAAAAGACAGAGGAACUUAAAUUGGUGGAAGAGGAAUAUUUAGUUAAGUUGUCAAACUUAAAAGAACUACAUACUGUGGAGAAAGAUGAGAUGCUCACUCUGCAUCUGGAGGAGAAAAACCUGUGGGAAAUAAAGCAAGAUACACUCUGUCAAGAGCUCAAAUCUAAUGUGGAGAAAAGUGACCUGCAUAGAAAGGAGAUGUUAAAUUUAGAAGAACAAAAUGAUGAGAGGACUGCAUUGAAAGAAACCAUCUCUAAACAUCAUGAAGAUCUGGAACGGAUGCAGGAAGAACGAUCAGACACCUUACAGCAAAAUGAAGAACUUUCCAGGCAGAUUGAGGUGCUUUCUGAGGAGCAUGCAAUGAGGAUCUCAAAACUGCAAGAGCAGCAUAAGAAAGACAUAGAAAUCCUGGAGCAGGAUCAUUUUAACCAGAAGCAAGACUGGGGGAGGCAAGGAAACCAACACUCCCUGGAGCUGGAACAACUGAAAAAGGAGCUUUUACAGAUGGUUGAGCUCCAUUCAAAUCAAAUUGACCAGCUUCAACAAAAACACUCAGGUGAGUUAUUGAACAUGCAGCACAUUCACUCAAAAGAAAUAACAGAGCUUCAGAAUCUUCUAACCCUGGAAAAACAGGAGUUAUCAAGGCAGCAGAAUACAUAUCUUCAGGAGAAAAAUGAGUGGGAGAAGCAGACAGAAACGCAGUCAGAAAUUCAAAAAUGUUUGAAUGAACAAAUUUCAUUGCUGCAGGAAGAGCAUUCAAAAGCAGUGAAGCUACUACAAGAGCGACACAACAAGGCAAUCGAAGAAAUACAAGAGCGACAUAUCCUGGAAAAUGAGGAUUGGGAGAAGCAGAGAGACCAGCAUUGUCAGGAAUUGGAUCUCCUGGUCAAUCAGCAUUCGCAAGAGCUGAAACGUAUUGGAGAGGAACUAUUACAAGACUCCUUGUGGAAACGGGAAGAGCAUUCCAAGGAAUUGGAACUAAUUCGAGAAGAAUGUUCUAAACAGAUAUUCGAGUUGCAACAACAACAUCUUAUUGAAAUCCAGAACAUGAAUGAAACCCAUAUGCAAGAGAGAGAACAAUGGAAGAAAGAGGUCAACCAACUCUUGCAGCAAAUAUGUAUUAAUGAAACUCUGCAGCAAAAUGAUAGCAACUUCCAAGAGUUCAAAUGUAUAGAGAAAGAACUGCUUAAAAAAGAGGAUACAGAUUUGGAGGAGCUACAGGAUCAACAUAGGGAGCAGACGGAAGCUGCACACGGGCACCAAGAACAAACAAGCGAGUCCAGUCACCAUUAUAUGGUACCAGACGUGAACUAUGAGAAGGGCAAGGUCAUUCUGCUACAACAGGAGAAUGCAAUUCAGCCAAACGCAUUGCAGAUUAAUUGUAGCGAGGUUAAAAUGGAGUCCAGGGAAGAAAUUAAACUUUUGUGGUCCCAGAUUGACAGGUCCAGAGCAAGUCGCCAAGAACUAAAUGAAUUAAAGGAGCAGCUAAUUGCUCGUUCCACACAGUUAGAAGAAAUUGACAGGAUGAGGAAAGACUUUGCGCAGGAACGGCAGUUGCUUAAAGCCGAAAAUGAAAAGGAGAUGGAAGAGCUUAGAAUUUACUUUGAACAGAAGUCCAGCUCUGCAGAAGAGACGUACAGAGAGGAGCUGAAGAUCCUGCAUCAACGUCUUCGAGAAAUGAAUGAGGAUGAAAAGGUGGAAAUGACUUCUUUGAACUGUUCUAUGACUUUAGAAGAUUCUUUUGAAAGUGAAAGGCUAGAUCUUCUGCAACAUUUGACACUCCAGCUAGAGGAACACAAGGAUGAGCUUGCUUAUUCGCGACUUCAGGUUGAAGAGAGGCACAAGCAGGAGCUGGACAACCUACGUGCAGCGCUUACGUUGCAGUAUAAGGAAGAUAUGUUAAACCUAAGGAAUGACUUGUUGGAAAAAUAUUCUUCUGAGAUUGAGACAUUUAAGAAGAAGCACUGUUUAGAGCUAGAGCAGCUGAGGGCCCGAUUGUCUGAGGAGCAUACCAGAGGCAUAACAAGGGUGCAACUUCAGAACAUCCAUGAAGCUACGUGGCAUGGUGAACAAAUUGAAAAAACACAGACUUUGGACCAAAAUGAUCAGAACUUGGAUGCAGAGUGUCCAUGUGAUGAAGGUGUAAAGAGUUCAGAGUUUCCCUUCAGUGAUCGUUGUGUACCUUUAAAACCAGAGAAGAAUGCUAAAAUGUGCCAAACAGAUUUUGAGUUUGUGUCAGAUUUUGGUGGUGGAAAACAGGAGCAAGAUAAACGGCUGUCACAGCUCGAAGUAUUGCAGACUCUGCAUGCUAAGGAGCUGGCAGAUGCCAGAGAAAAGGUGGCUAACGACUUGGAGGAAAUUACAAAAAGAUUGAAAGAAGAGAAAGAAAAUGCACUAAAGGAAGCUGAUGACAUGAUUGCCCAAAUACGUGUGGAAAAUGCAAGCCUCCAGAAGGAUCUCCUGAGACAGCCGCUAAUAAGAACAGUCUCUGUGGAGUAUAAGGAGGUUGGUAAUGAUGAUCCCAACCUGCAGUCAGAAGAGAAUCACAUUUCUUGUAUAUCUGAGGAGAAAAGCGAUCAAGAAUCUGGUGUUGGAGACUUGCCCCUGAAAGGUCCAGAUACAGAGAAAAAUACUGUCUGUUCAUCCAAUCUGUGUUCUGUUGGUGAUCUUAAUGCCUGCUUGUCAGAGCUGCAAAGCCUUCACAACAACGAAUUGUACACUCGGGUAGCCGAGUUGCUCCAAAAGCAUCAGGACGAACUGCGCGUUCGUGAGCGAGACAACGAAGCACACAUUCAAAGUCUAGAAGCUUCACAACUGGUAAAGCUGGACACUUUGGAGUCCUCCUAUUUGACAGAGAUACAGAAGAUCCGAGAUGAACAUGCCCUUGCGGUGGAAGAUCUGGAGAAGUGCUUGUAUAAUAAACUCCAAGAGAAGGAAAAAGAGGUUCAAGACCAGUUGGAAAAGUCCAGGGUGCAGUGGUUACAACAGCAAGAGCUGGAACUGCAACAUCUACGCCAAGACCUGGCAUCAGUACACUUGGAAAAAUUCCAGGCUAUGGCACAAGAGUUGGAAGCUGCCCACAGGGAUGACCUGAGACAGAAGCUUGAGCAGCAGCUUUUCCAACUAGAGGAAGAAAAAAAACAGGCCUUGGAUAUCUUACAAGAGGAAGUUCUACGAAUGGAAGCUCAGAACCGGCUCGCUGUGCAAGAGCUUCGUGACCUGCACAAAGUAGGAGUUGAUCAUCAAACCGCUAGACUGCAGGAAGAGGUGAAGAAGGUGACCGAGGAGCUUCAAAAACAGGAGCUGUUUAUCGCAGAUCUUACAUGUGAACGGCAGUCCUUGUCCACAGAACUGCAGAGAAAGUCUGAGCAGCAGCUGCAGUUCCAGGAGGAGAUAGAGUUAUUGAAGUGUCAGUCAGAGAUGUUGCUGGAACAGCAAAUCAAUCUCCUAAAAGAUGAAUUCAGAGCAGAGAAAAGGUCUGCAAUACAGGAGCUUGAAGAACAGUUUGGUAGAGACCUUGAGAAGGUGAGAGCUGAGCAUCAGAUGGAGAAGGAUGACUUUAAGAAGCAGCUGGAAGAUAAAAACACACUAGUGUUACAGCUGCAGGAGAAAGUCACUGCUUUAACUAAGGAAAUGGAUGCUUCGCAGUCUCAGAUGGAUGUCCUUGUGCAGAGGAGAGAGAGAGAAAAUCAGGAAGGAGACCACUUGGUGACAAUGCUGCAAUCGGAUGUGCAAACAGCACACCAGGAACAGAGAAAGUUACAAGACUCCUGUCAGCGGUUUCUGAAGAUUUUUACAGAUGUUCUUAAAAGCACUUUGGUCACCGAAGAUUUAAUCAGCAAAAAGAUUGGUCUCUGCUUGGACAACAGCUUGUCAGCUGAUGAUGAAAAAACUAUUGAGACCUUUGCAAAAUCCUCAGAUAAAAAUCGCCUGAGCCCAGAUUGCGAGACUAUGACUGAGAACAGUCUGAUGUCUACUGAUGAAGGCUACGAGCUGUCUGAAUACCUGUGUGACAGCAUACUUGGUAGCUUGGAAGUAGGUCUGGAGAAUGAAGAGAAGAUAGUUCGCAUGGGCCACCGUUUGCGUGCUGCAGUUGAGCGGCUUCUGGACAUGGUUACUGAUUCUACCCUUCAGUUAGAACAGACCCGCGAAAUGCAGAAGUGUUUGGAGGAUGAGUUUAAAAGCCGGAACCAAGAUAUGGCCCAAGUGGUGAUUCAGAAUCAGGAUCUAUUGAAACAGUUGGAAAAAGAGACGGAGGAAAAGAAGCAACUACAAGUGGAGCUGCACAAAUCCCGGGGACUUACUGAAGGCUUUGCACUUGAGAAAACUGCACUAGAAGAAGCAUUGUUGUCCAAGGAGACAUCGGAGCACCAACUCAUUAUUGAACUGGAUAGGUCACGUGAGCAGCACAAGAUCCUGACACAAGAACCCUCUGUAUCUGGAAAGGAGAAGGAAGUGUUGCAGAGACUACAGGAGGUCUUGUCUGGCAGCGAGAUUGAAGCUGAGCUCCUUCAAGAAACCGAACGAUUGUUAAAGGAAGAGCUAGAGUUGCACUGUCAAGCAAAGCAAGACCGCUCAAACCUGAUUUCUCAGAUGAAAAUGUUGGAAAUGGAACUAGAAGAGCAAAUGGCUCGUAACCAUGAGCUUAUGAAGAAAACAAGUGAAAUGUCUGACCUUCGACAGCAAAUCCAAUCUCUAGAGAAGCAACUGAAGAGCCAAAGGCAUUUCAUGGAUGAGCAAGCAAUAGAGCGGGAGCAUGAGAGAGAUGAGUUCCAGCAAGAGAUUAGAAAUCUAGAGGAGCAGCUGAAACAGACAUUGAAAGGUCAUGGCGACUCUAAAGGAUAUGGACUCCAUGACUGGAGUGCCCAGAUUGAGAGUUUGGAGGCUCGUAUGAAAGAGAAAACUGAUGACUGCAAACUACUGCUUCAGGGAAGAGAGCAUUUGGAGCAGCAGAUUUCAGAAGGAAAUGAAGAAAUAGAUAAGAUGUUGGUAAGAAUACAAGAGCUGGAGCAGGCUGCCCUGAGUAAUGCGGAUGCAGCUAAAAAGUGCAGCCAACUGGAAGCCGAAUUGCUAAAAAUGCAGAAGAUGGAGAAGGAAAUUAUACAGGACAAAGAAGCAUUACAGCAGCAGCAGUACAAUAAUGUACUACAGAUCUCUGCCCUUCAGUCAAAGCUUGAUGAGACCCGCCAUAGAGUACCUGUGGAAGGAGAGCCCGAUAAUCUCUUAAAACAAGAGCUGCAAGCAGAGCGGGAGGCUUUGCAAAGAAAAGAGAGAGAGGCUGAGAGCUUGGUUGAGCAACUAGACCAGUUUAGAGAAGAAUUGAUGAACAAAACAGAGGAAGUCUUCCAGCUUAAUAUGCAGCUGGAUAUCCAGCGUAAGCAGUAUGAACAAGCGAUACAGCAAUCCCAGGAGGAGUAUUUGUGUUUGAAGAAUGACGUGUCAACCAUGCACUUCCAAAAUGCUCCCAAAGAUGGUGUAAGCUCCACCUUGCACCUUCCACAGGCGCUGCUUCAGGAGAAAAACCAAGAGAUUGACCAUUUAAAUGAGCAGAUCUUGAGAUUGCAGCAGGAGGCAUCACACAGUCAAUCUGCAGAAGUGGAGGAAUUGAGAUCACUUGUUGAACUUCUUCAAAGCGACCUAGACAGAUUACGCAAGGACAAGGAAGAGGAAGUUGAGCAGCUCCAUGAAGUCAUUGAAAAAGUGCAACAUGAGCUGGAACAGUUGGGUCCAAACAGGCAUGAAAUCAGUGACAGUCAAGAAAGUUUAGAUCAGCUGGGGCUUGGUCCAGUGGGGAACCUACAACGGGAACUAAGAAAAGGCGCUGAACAAUUACAAGGAAGAAGCACAACACCAGACAGUCUAGAAGACACAAAGUUCUCAUACAAGGCCCAACUGGAAGCUCUACAACAAGAACUGGAAGAGAAAGAAGCUCAGCACAUCACUGAAACUGAGGUCCUGGAAAGGAAUUUACACAAUGUCCAGCAGUCCAGCAAGCAGUAUGAACAAGCACUGGAGGGUCUUCAAAUGCAACAUAGGAAUCUGCAAGAGGAAAGUGAACUUCUCCAGAGUCGUCUGUCAGAGCGAGAAGAACAGAUUGUCAGCCUCUCCUCUAAGCUGCAAGAACUUCAAGACAGAUUAAUGGAGAAGGAUGGUUUUCUUAUGGAAAAAGAGUUAUUAGUUCAGACAAUGCAGGAGGAAAAAACAGCUGAGCUAGCUGAGUCGGAGAAUAAACUGGCACAAAGUGCGUUGUCUCUAGAAGCUGCCAAAAUGGAACUUCGAAAACUGCAAGAAGAAAGUAUAGAGUACAGGCGAGACACAGAGCAUCUGGAGCAACUUCUCAGAGAUUGGGAGGAGAAAGCGAAGAUCCUCACUGGAGACGUGCAGACACAGACUGAUGAGGAUGAAUUUAUGGAAUUGCAAGCAGUACCUGCUUUGGUUGCUUUAAAGGAGCAGCUGAAUACUGCAGAGAACUUGGCAAGUAUGAGAGAGGCCAAUCUUCAUAGUGCACAGACUCAGCUUGCCAACAUGAAGCAAGAACUAGAGGAGUUGCGCGCUGAGUGCGAACAAAAGGACGCAAACGCCCAAGAUGUUCUGCAGCAGCUUCAGAAGCGAGAGAUUUGUGUGGCAGAGUUACAGACACAUUCACAGAAUCUUGGCACUCAGGUUAAGAGAUUGCAAGAUGCUUUGGUCAGCCAAGAAGCCAUGAUUGCAUUGAUGGCGGUGGAUUUACCAAAAAUGAACUCUGAAGAUCUUAAACAUAAGCCUGACCUUUCAAGACCUGGAAAAGCUACAAGCUUCUCUGAAAGCCUUACAGAUCUGAGUACCUGGGACUCCCCUGAAAUGGUUCGGAAGCAAGAGGAAGCAAUACACAGUCUGGGGGCAUUUACUCCCUUCUCUGAACUGAGUAUUGAUCACAGUGCUGAGCUCAUGAGAUCGAAGUCUUCUUGCAUCAAAAGACCUGAACAUUGUGAUCUUUUGGGGUCCAGCACUCCAUCUUUAUCUGGAAGCAAUUUCUCAGCUGAGAGACUUAGUCCGCCAGGAGAUGCUGGACACACAGAUUAUGGUUCUUGUGAUGACCUGAGGAGCUCCAGGGAAGAUCAGAUGGGUUCUGAGAAAUAUGAUGAACUGGAUUACAGACCUGAAGGAGGCUUAAAGUCUGAGCUAAAUUAUAUGGAGAACUUACUUCAUAUUAAACAAACAAUGGAUUCACUGGGCACCACUGGGGUAUCUCCACAGCUGCAGAGAAUGCUGAAUUUGGUGCAUGAGGAAAGCUGCAAAAUCCUCGAGUUGUCUGAACGUCCUGUGGUUAAGUCUGGCGUUGCAGACAGUUCUGAACUUGCGAUUAACAUGGAUACUUGGCAGAAGGAGAAACAGCGCUUGCAAGAAACUAUCCAGUCACUGAGUUCCGCCUUAGCUCAGGCUGCUGACAAAGGAGAGAAGGAAAGCACCACCUUGGACUGGAGAAGGGAUCUGCUACAGAGUGUGCAGGCACUUUUGGAAAGUGAGAGAGAAUAUUUGCGAUUGGAGCUUCAGUCUGAUAUUCGCCAUGGCUCAGGAGACAAAAACUUACUGUCUGAAAGAGUGGAGCAUUUAAUAAAGGAACAGGCGGAGCAGAAACGUCUUGUCCUAGAGCAUGUCCUUGCUGUUGAUCGCAGUAGUCUGCUGUCUGAAAUUCAGGACCUUCGUUCACAGUUGCGUAUGGCCCAUCUGCAAAAUCAGGAGAAACUUCAAAAACUGCAGGAUACUCUUACAAGCACUGAGGAAAAAGGACAUACGAGAGAACAUCAGCUACGCAGACAAGUUGAACUGUUGGAGUAUAAACUACAGCAGGAAACUUCCAUUGCUGAAGACUUAAAAGGAUCUUUGUUACGUGAGAAGGAACGAGCGACGGAACAGUACAAAGUCCUGCUCCAGGAACAGGCAACUAUUUCUCAUCUCCGCUCUGAGCUAGAGGAAAAAGCACUGGAGAUAGAGCGGCUACAAAAAUCUGAAAAGGAACUGCAGAAAGAGCUUCAGGUGGAAACCUCCAAACUGAGAGAUGAACUGGAACAUAAAGAAAUGACUAUGUCUAAUUACAUAAAGACAAUACAAACUGAAAGCCAGAUGGAAAAACAGAGAUUUGUUGAGGAGAAGUCUUUUAUUCAAAGAAGUUUGGCAACAAAGGAGAAAUCCUGGCAGGAAGCCUCAGUAUCUCUUGAGGAGCACCAAAAGCUAAAUGCCAAACUGUCAGCAGCUCUUGCUCAAGAACAAACAUUGUGUAGCAAUCUGAAAAAAGAACUUGAAAUAGAACAGUCUCGCUGUAAAGCUCUUCUUGCUCAGGAGCACAGCAAACUGUCAGAGGCAGCAAAAGAGUUGGAGAAAGAGAAGCGGCACACAUCAAGUCUUUCAAAUACUUUGACUCUUGAGCGUGGAAAUCUUCAACAGCUCAGACAGCAGCAUACCCGAGAACUCUCCAAAAAAGAGGAGGAGAGGCAACAGGAGCACAACUUGGUACUGAAAGUAAAAUGUGAAUUGGAAGACGAGAGGAAGCGUGCUAGGGACCUUGCUGGCAUGAUAGAGAAGACCCAACAGCAGGCCGUACAUGCCAAACGACAACUAGAAUUUGAAGUACAAGCCUGUCGUGAGGAAAUGCAAAGAGAGCGAGAGGCUGGAGUCAAGCUGCGAGCGCUCUUGGAGUCCUUGCAGAGUCAGAAGCAACAACUGGACGGUGUUUUGGAGCAACAGAGAGAACGUGAACUUUGCCUGCAGAAGGAGCGUGAUCAGUACCAAGAUAAAGUUUUGAUCCUUAAAGAAAAGGAAAGAACUUGGGUGAAAGAACUUGAACAAGAGUCCAAAAAAUUAAAACAAGUAGAAGCAAGCAAAGUGCGAGAAGAGGAGCAGGAUCGUAAAAUGAUGGACUUACAGUUACAACAUGAACGAGACAAACGUCGUAUUCAGGAACUUCAGCAGAUGCUUGUAGACCUAGAAGAACAAGAACGUGCACUAGCGUCCCGAAAGAGCAGACUCUGGAAUGACAGCAGUACCUCUCCUAAAAACGUUGCUUACUUAACCACCAACAUGCAAAGAGUAUGGCAGCAGUUGGUUCACACUGUGCCACAAGUGAAGAAAUGGGUGCAGAACAAGAGUGACAGAAAACAUGGAGGCUUCCCUGAUGAGGCUGAAGUGACAGCAUUGCUGGACUCUCUAUCAGAGCUGAAGUCUGAACUGCAAAAAGGAUAUGUACAGCAGCUUUCAGAUUCUCCAUCCAGCGUAAUUGAUGUAUUGAAACGUGAGAAUGAGGAGCUUGCAAGCUCUGUAUCACAGCUGACAAAAGAGAAAAUAGAGCUGAAAAGUCAACUAUCCAAACUUGCCAAGAGCCUACAACAAUCGCUCCAGAAGACAAAAGAUCCGGUGCAUCCUGAUGUUGUAGACUCAGUCCUGGAGGCAGAACGUGCUGUGUGGCUUCGUGAAAAGCGCCUCCUACAGAUUGCAUUGAAACAUGCAGAAUCGGAACUGGGGAAAGCAACUCUGGAAAACAGGCCCCUGCAAGAUGUUCCAAAUUCCAAGAUGCAGCGUCUCUACCGAAAAUACCUCAGAGCUGAAAGUUUCCGCAAAGCCUUAGUCUACCAAAAGAAAUAUUUACUCCUCCUCCUUGGGGGCUUUCAAGCAUGUGAAAAGGCAACCCUGUCUCUGAUUGCACGCAUGGGUGUAUAUCCUUCUCCUGCGGAUCUGCAGAUUCCCAGUAAAUGCCAGUCUGGCAUCGGAAAAUUUCGUUCAGCUGUGAGGGCGGUCAUUGCCAUUUCUAGGUUAAAGUUCUUGGUCAGGAAAUGGCAUAAAGUAAAUCGUAAAAGUGGUGGUGAAGAUUCAGGGACACGGCAAGUGCCAGUGAACAAAAUGGAUGUUUUACAACAGCAGAGUGGUACAACACUGAGCUCCCCUCCAACCCGAGACCUGCCAUUUAGCAUCUUUCGCAGUCCGAAUACUAGUACCGGUACGAUAUCUGUAAAGCCAUCACAGUGGACACCAAAAUGGGCCGGACACUCCCCAGCCUUAACCACUGAAAGAUCUUGCCACUCUUCUCAAGAUCCUGAGCAAUCUAUUACAGAGUAUAUCCACCAUCUGGAGCUGGUCCAACGAAGACUGGGCGGACUUCAGAAUGGUCCCUCACUAGAACAAACUCAUGGUAAAUAUGCCUGGAAAUGAGGCCAUCGAUCCUUUUUCCUGCUUUUAUUUUUAAUAUGCAAAAACUAAUUUUGUAUUUUUCUACUAUCAAUAAAUCUAUUUAUACACUUAAUAUUUUAGUACUUUGUAUAAAGUAUGUUUGUUUGUUUUUUUAAUGUAAUAAGUUUGUAUAUGGAGGAGAGCACAAUCACUUAAGUCUCGGUUCAGAGAGACUCCUUAAUUUGAGUGAUCACUGGGUGGUCAAUGCUUUUUAUGUGUUAUAUUUUUGUCAUUUUGUAAAAAAUAAAUCAUUUAUCCACAUUUAUUUGAUA
Bufo gargarizans (Asiatic toad) is the source of this 13700-nucleotide messenger RNA. RefSeq names its product pericentrin (gene PCNT). Lineage: Eukaryota; Metazoa; Chordata; Amphibia; Anura; Bufonidae. The record is from RefSeq and is a predicted model, not a curated record. The coding region runs from base 91 to 13410 and encodes 4439 amino acids. Gene Ontology annotation, biological process: signal transduction. The transcript has 51 exons. Gene Ontology annotation, molecular function: DNA binding; molecular adaptor activity.